This is a messenger RNA of Heterocephalus glaber (naked mole-rat), 2074 nucleotides long. RefSeq names its product glycine N-phenylacetyltransferase-like. Gene Ontology annotation, molecular function: glycine N-acyltransferase activity. NCBI's taxonomy places the organism in Eukaryota, Metazoa, Chordata, Mammalia, Rodentia, Bathyergidae. The record is from RefSeq and is a predicted model, not a curated record. Gene Ontology annotation, cellular component: mitochondrion.
GAGUCCACAUCACAUUGCACAGCCCCACGCGUGCACUCUACCAAGAACUCUAGCUCAGCAGUUUCUGGGAAAUCAGAUCAAAGUACACCUUUCAAAACCGGCACACUUGGAGGUUUUAUAUUAAGCUUCUGGAAGCGUCUGCUGCCUCUUGUCCCAGAGACGUUUGUAGAGAAUAAGAAGACAGAUUUGCAGGCUAAGGUUCCUACCAAGAUGUUCCAUUUGCAAAGUUCACAGAUGCUACAAAUGCUAGAGAAAUCCUUACUGAAGAACCUCCCUGAAUCCUUAAAGGUUUAUGGGACUGUCUUCCACAUGAACCAGGGAAACCCAUUCAAGCUUAAGGCCCUGGUGGACUCAUGGCCGGGUUUUAAUACAGUAGUUGUCUGUCCUCAGGAGCAGGAAAUGACAGAUGACCUUGAUCACUACACCAACACUUACCAAAUCUUUUCUAAGGACCCCCAGAGCUGUCAGGAAUUCCUUGGAAGAUCAGAUGUCAUCAACUGGAAACAACAUUUGCAAAUCCAAAGUGCCCAGUCCAGCCUGGAUGAGGUCAUACAAAGCCUUGCAGCUGCUAAAUUGGUCAAGGUCAAGAAAACACAGUGCAUUCUCUACAUGAUGCCAAAGACAGUGAAGAAACUGGUGCCAUUCCUGCUGGACACGCAGAAUUUUCGUCCUGAAGCUGAGACGCCCCAGGUCAUUAAUCAAGAGAUGUUUAAACUCUCAUCGCUGGACGUCACCCAUGCUGCCUUGGUGAAUAAAUUUUGGCAUUUUGGUGGUAAUGAAAGAAGCCAGAGAUUCAUCGAGCGCUGUAUCCGGACUUUUCCCAGCUUCUGUCUGCUGGGGCCUGAGAAGACCCUGGUGUCCUGGGCCCUGAUGGACCACACUGGCGAGCUGCGAAUGGGAGGCACCAUGCCUGAGUUCCGGGGCCAGGGCCUUGUCUCUUAUAUCUUAUACAUCCAGACCCAGACUCUUGAAAAGCUUGGAUUCCCCGUGUACAACCAUACAGACAAAGCCAACAAAACAAUACAGAAAAUAAGCCACCGUCUGCACCAUGUCGCCAUGCCCUGUGACUGGAACCAGUGGAACUGUGUGCCUCUGUGAAGCUGACUCUGAGCACAAGACAAUAUUGAUGGCUGUGAUGUGGCUGGAAGGGUGGACAGAGCAAAUUGUAAGCAGCACUGAAGGAGUGGGCGUUGUUUCAGUUCUGGGGAAGCACUGUGAAUGGUCAAUGGGACUGUCAGGUUCCUGCACCUAAAUUACUUUUCAGGUCCAGCAGCCCUGGCGUGGGCUACACCCCUCUGAUGUUAUCAGGACUUUCUGGAGUGGCCACCGGCCUUGUCCAGCAUCUCAUGGGCUCAGUGAGUCUGCUUCACGCUGCUUUAAUUCUUCUCCAAGAACUCCUGUCUCACAUCUGGAUUACCAGUGUAGAGAACUUGACAGUUUGCCAAGAUGUGGUGUCAUCUUGUGGACAGUAUAUAAUUUGCUUUUCUAUGUCCCUUUAUUUAGCGGGCAAAGGGUCCCGAUUCUUCUACUGGAAGCCCUGUGAUCUGCUUCAAUGCUUAAUAACCAUGUUAAUUUGUGAAAACGCUACAAAGAAACCCAUUAUCUGUAUAAUCAAUGUGCAUUAAUAAAAAUGAAAAGAAAUCAUGUUAAAUAGUUCACAAUUAUAUGAUGGUCAGUGGAGAUGAUACCUGAGAGAUUAGUUUUUUAAAAUAAAAUUUAUUGUGUAUAUUUAAUGCACACAAUAUGAGGUUUUGGAUUAAAUGUCAAUUGGAAAAUGGUUACCAUAAUGAAACAAAGAGGUACAUCAUCUCACAUAGUUACACAAUUUAUUUUGUUUUCAUGGUCACAGCAGCCACAAUCUCAUUUUGUGUGAAUCUCAUAAAUGGUACAGUUUCAUCAUGUUAAGCAUUAGAUCUCUAGACCUGUUCAUCCUGCAUAUCAGCUAUUUUGUAUCCUUUGAUUUACAUCUCUCCCUUUUCUCACCUCAAUCCUCCUCUCUGAUAACCACACUUUAGUUUUCCAUCUCUGGAUAUGUGAAUGUUUUAAAGACUCUCUAUAUAAAUGAGAUAAUACA